GAUACUAGGCGACAAGUUUCAGUUCUCCGGAAGAGAAACUGAAAGUGAAAAUGUCUAAAAAAAAAAAGGAGUACAAAUAGUCUGCAUCUGGAGCUACAGUAAGCAGAAGCAAUGGCUGUGGGUGAAAAGAAAGGUCUCCUAGGCACCAGCCAAAGAUGGAAGAUAGAGCUGAAAAGCUUUCAGGAGAAUUAUAUGCCCAGCACCUGGCCCAAGGUGACACACCUGCUGUAUGAGAUCAGGUGGGGUAAAGGAUCCAAGGUGUGGAGAAACCGGUGCUCAAACACACUCACCCAACAUGCUGAAGUCAACUGCUUGGAAAAUGCCUUUGGGAAGCUACAGUUCAAUCAUCCUGUGCCCUGCCAUAUCACCUGGUUUCUGUCCUGGAGUCCCUGCGGCCGAUGCUGUAGAAGGAUCCUGCAGUUUUUGCAGGCACACCCUCAUGUAACCCUGGUGAUCAAGGCAGCCCAACUGUUCAAGCACAUGGAUGAACGCAACCGACAAGGCCUCCGGGACCUAGUGCAGAAUGGAGUUCAUGUGCAAGUCAUGGAUCUACCAGAUUACAGGUACUGCUGGAGGACAUUUGUCACACAUCCACAUGAAGGAGAAAGUGAUUUUUGGCCUUGGUUUUUCCCUCUAUGGAUCACUUUCUAUAACCAGGAACUCCAGCAUAUUCUGUUGGUUAGUAGGUAUUUUGGCAAAAAUGUUGGGUGAGAGAAUAUUGCUAAAGGAUUCGUAAAGGCAGUUUCCAGGAUACCGGCCACACUGUUUUUAGUGCUAUCCGGAGCAGGGUUAUAACCAGAGCUGGGGCCUUCGUUGUGUAAGGGGCUGCACAAACAGAAGGAGGGUAGGGAUGGUGAGGGCACUAGCUUGGGCCUGAAACACUGCCUUCUGCCCUGCUCUCUGUCCUGGAGCAAGCCAGAGCUCGAGCUGUGCCCCCAGCCUUCCUGAAUGAGAGGCAGUUGCUGUAAUUAUUUGGCACUGAGUCAGAUGACAGCCCUCGUGGCAAGAGACAGACAU
This is a messenger RNA of Gavialis gangeticus (Gharial), 1017 nucleotides long. RefSeq names its product apolipoprotein B mRNA editing enzyme catalytic subunit 1 (gene APOBEC1). Lineage: Eukaryota; Metazoa; Chordata; Crocodylia; Gavialidae. Gene Ontology annotation, biological process: cytidine to uridine editing. Gene Ontology annotation, molecular function: cytidine deaminase activity; RNA binding. Gene Ontology annotation, cellular component: nucleus; cytoplasm. The record is from RefSeq and is a predicted model, not a curated record. The transcript has 4 exons. The coding region runs from base 112 to 711 and encodes 199 amino acids.